AUGGGCCACUCCUCAUGGCUUACUCUCCUCCUCCCGCUGUUGGCGCACAUGCUGCCGUCGGAAGCGGCGGGCUCGGUCUGGGACUCGGAGCAAGAGCCCUUGAUGGGCCACUUUGACAAGAGCGCAUGCCCAGACUACGCGCUCUACGCGACGUAUCCCCACUACCCUUUGAGCGAUGGCCCAUUUGCCCUUCCUUACCAGCGGCCGGACCCGCGCUGCCGGACCUUUGAGUCGGAUGCCAUCGAGCAGGUCAUCAAGGAUAUCACAUCCCGCAUGGAAGAUCCCGAUCUGGCACGGCUAUUCGAGAACACCUUCCCAUCCACCACCGACACCACGGUCAAGUUCCACACAGAUGGGAAAGACAAGAAUGCAAAACGGGGCUCUAGGAGAGCCAGCCCAUUAGACGACGGAGAAUGGGAGGGCCCCCAGUCUUUCAUAAUCACAGGCGAUAUCUUGGCCGAGUGGCUGCGGGACAGCACGAACCAGCUGAAGCCAUACCAGACUCUUGCCAAGAAAGACCCCAGAAUAUUCAAUCUGAUCUUGGGCGCCAUCAACACCCAGAGCGAAUAUGUCAUAGAGUCGCCCUAUUGUAACGCCUUUCAGCCGCCGCCAAUCUCUGGCCUCCCAGUGAGCAUGAACGGGCAAGACGACCAGGUGCACCCCGCCUAUGAGCCCUCCGUCGUGUUCGAAUGCAAGUACGAGCUCGACUCACUGGCACAUUUCCUGGCUCUCGCCAACGAGUUCUACGAGCAAACAAAAAGCACAAAGUUCCUAGGGCCGAGGUGGUACCUGGCGCUAGAGAGCGUUCUACGCGUGCUAGAGCAGCAGAGCCGGAGCACAUUCGACCACGCAGCGCGGUACCGGACGAAUGAGUACACAUUCCAGCGAAAAACUAACACGGGUACCGAGACGCUAAGCCUCAAUGGCAUCGGCAACCCGCUGAAUAACGGGACGGGACUGAUCCGGUCCGCGUUCCGGCCGAGCGAUGACGCAACCAUCCUCGGCUUCUUCAUUCCGGCGAACGCCAUGAUUGCCGUUGAGCUGAAGCGGACCGCAGCCAUGCUGAGGUCGACCGGGGACAAGGGUGACUCGGGCUUGGCCGAUGCCGCCGAGGAAUGGAGCAAGCUGAUUACGAAAGGGAUCUGGGAGCACGGCGUAGUCAGCCACCGCAAAUAUGGAGAAGUCUUUGCGUACGAGGUCGACGGCUAUGGCAGCGCUAUCCUCAUGGACGACGCGAACUACCCCAGCCUGCUUGCGCUUCCGCUCAUGGGCUUUGUGUCGGGCAGUGAUGAGACAUACCAGAACACGAGGAAGAUGCUCCUCGACAAGGCCAGCAACCCGUAUUACCUGAAAGGGACGGUAUUUAGGGGAAUUGGCGGGCCGCACAUUGGUCUACAAAAUGCGUGGCCAAUGAGCCUGCUGGUGCAGGCGCAAACUUCGGACGACGACGAGGAGAUUAUGGAAUGUCUCAGGCUAGUGCUGCGGUCGAGCAAGCUCGGCCUCAUCCACGAGAGCAUCCACGUAAACUAUGCGGGAGCUUAUACACGGAGUUGGUUUGCCUGGGCAAACGGUGUCUUUGCCGAGACCAUCUUGGAUCUUGCAAAGCGCAAGCCCCAUCUCAUCUUUUCCGAUAGGAAGUCGUAUGAGCUUUAG
Molecule: messenger RNA, 1653 nt
Organism: Lasiosphaeria miniovina
Lineage: Eukaryota; Fungi; Ascomycota; Sordariomycetes; Sordariales; Lasiosphaeriaceae
Exons: 4
Coding region: 1-1653 (550 amino acids)
Biological process (GO): carbohydrate metabolic process
Source: RefSeq, a predicted model, not a curated record